CAGCUCGGAGAGACACCCCGGGCCGCCCCCCGCGGCCGCGCGUGAUCCGGACGGCGGAAGACGUGGCCGCGGGCAUGGGCAGCUUCUCGCCGGAGCCGUGGCUGCCGCGGCCGCUCAGCCCCUCGGGCCUGGUCCUCGCCGCGGCCCUGCUGCUGCUGGUACUGUGUCUGCGCGUCCGGCGCACCAGGAGACCUGGUGAACCUCCAUUGAUAAAAGGCUGGCUUCCUUACUUUGGAGAAGCCCUGAAAUUACAAAAAGAUCCCCUAGGUUUCAUGACUACUCUUCAAAAGCAGUAUGGUGAUGUUUUCACUCUUUUCCUUGGAGGAAAUUACAUAACAUUUAUCCUGGACCCUUUCCAGUACCAGUCAGUGGUAAAAAAUCAAAAAUUAAGCUUUCAAAUGUUCACUAGUAAAUUCUUAAUGAGAGUAUUUUCUGUCAAAAAGAUGAUGACAUAUCAUGACCUGAACGACAAGAUUCAUACUAGCUAUCAACUUUUACGAGGGAAGCAUUUGGACGCACUGAUGGAAAACACAAUGCAGACUCUAAAACAAAUUUUUGAACCCCAAUUCCUAAAAACCACAAGUUGGGACACGGAAUAUUUGUUGACAUUCUGCAGCUCAGUAAUAUUUGAGGUGACAUUUACAGCCAUACAUGGAAAUGUUCUCGUUGGCGAUAGGAAAACAUUUAUUACUGAGUUAAGAGAUGAUUUUUUUAAAUUUGAUAGCAAAUUCACACAUUUAGCAUCAGGCGUACCCAUUGAGCUUCUAGGAAACAUCAAGUCUAUUCGAACGAAACUUAUAAAACAGUUGACAACAGAAAACUUAGCUAAGUUACAAGGAUGGUCAGAAGUUGUUCAAAUGAGGCAAGAUAUCCUGGAGAAAUACUAUACGCCCAAGGACACUGAAAUAGGAGCACAUCAUUUAGGCUUGCUCUGGGCCUCUGUGUCAAACACUGUUCCAACUAUGUUCUGGACGAUGUAUUACCUUCUACGGCACCCAGAAGCUAUGGCAGUGCUGCGUGACGAAAUUGACCAUUUGCUGCAGUCAACAGGUCAAAAGAAAGGGCCUGGAAUUUCCAUCCACCUCACCAGAGAACAAUUGGACAGCCUGGUCUACCUUGAAAGCACCAUUCUUGAGGUCUUGCGACUAUGCUCCUUUUCUGGCAUCUUUCGCGUCGUUCAAGAGGACUUGACACUACACUUAGAGAGCCAGGACUGCUGUCUGCGAGAGGGAGACUUUGUAGGCAUCUUUCCUCCCGUCUUACAUUAUGACCCUGAAAUCUUUGAAGCUCCAGAGGAGUUUAGAUUUGAUCGUUUUACAGAAAGUGGUAAGAAGAAAACCACCUUUUUUAAAAGAGGGAAAAAGUUGAAGUAUUACCACAUGCCAUUUGGAUUUGGAGUCAGCAAAUGUCCAGGCCGAUUUUUGGCAAUAGUUGAGAUAAAACAAUUGUUGGUUGUAUUUUUAACUUAUUUUGAUUUAGAAAUAAUUGAUGAUAAGCCCUUAGAACUAAACUACAACCGCUUUUUGUUUGGCAUUCAGUAUCCCGACUCUGAUGUUUUAUUUAGGUACAAAGUAAAAUCUUAAAGAAGCUAAAAGGAAAGAAAAGAAAUCUAUCAAAACUAACCUAAAUGUCCUUAGCUCAUCUAUUUGUUUUUAAUUUCUUCAAAUGUAAUUGCUUUGUUUGUUUUAAAAGUGCCAAUUUCUGUUUGAUCUGAGAUCAGUCCAGUCUGUACUUUGUCACAAAACCCAUCAAAAAAAAGAAAGAAAGAAAGAAACAGCAUGGUGGCAUGAAAUUGACAUCAAAAUCAACAUAAUGAUUAACUUAAA
Messenger RNA from Balaenoptera ricei (Rice's whale), 1826 nucleotides. RefSeq names its product cytochrome P450 7B1. Gene Ontology annotation, biological process: bile acid biosynthetic process; cholesterol homeostasis. Lineage: Eukaryota; Metazoa; Chordata; Mammalia; Artiodactyla; Balaenopteridae. Gene Ontology annotation, molecular function: iron ion binding; heme binding; steroid hydroxylase activity. The coding region runs from base 75 to 1583 and encodes 502 amino acids. The transcript is spliced from 6 exons. The record is from RefSeq and is a predicted model, not a curated record.